This is a messenger RNA of Saitoella complicata NRRL Y-17804, 2352 nucleotides long. Its product is annotated as zincin. The record is from RefSeq and is a predicted model, not a curated record. Gene Ontology annotation, biological process: peptide metabolic process. The coding region runs from base 1 to 2352 and encodes 783 amino acids. Lineage: Eukaryota; Fungi; Ascomycota; Saitoellomycetes; Saitoellales; Saitoellaceae. Gene Ontology annotation, molecular function: metalloendopeptidase activity. The transcript has 2 exons. Gene Ontology annotation, cellular component: mitochondrion.
AUGCUGGCUUCAAUUCGGCAAGCAGCACCACGGACCAGCGCGGGGGCAUUGCUGUAUCGAUCCGUCUCUCAAUCUGUGGCUUCCGGGGUUCGACGUUACGUCUUCAAGGGAGAUGGGCGGAAAUAUGCCAGUCUACCAGCCGAACACAUAGCUUUUUCGACGUCUGCUGACAAUGUGCACGACGAUGCCCUCCUGAGAGAGAUCUUUGAUUCGCCUAAGGCAUGGAAGGCUUUUUCCAGGAAGUCUUUCUCUGGCUUCGGGAAGCGCACUGGCCUUUUUCUCUACAAAUAUCUCACCGAUCCAGAAGCAUUCCCAGUAUUUGCCGAGCGUACACUGCAGAGAGCCUCCAUUUUGUCCGAUAAGAUCGUGGCUGCUCGAACACCUGCCGAGUUACGAAGUGUAAUCAAGGAUUUUGAUCGGUUGAGUGACAUGAUGUGUUGCGUGAUUGACCUGAGUGAGUUCAUUCGGACAGCGCAUCCUGAUCCGCAGUUUGUUGAGGCUGCUGAACAAGCAUACGCGAUCAUGUAUAAGUUCAUGAAUCAGCUCAACACCAAUGUUGGUCUAUAUCAAACCCUCCUACGUGUUUUUGCGGACAAGGCGAUAAGUGCGGAUCUUUCUGAAGAGGAGCGCGCAGUGGGGAUGAUAUUUAUUCGGGAUUUUGAGAAGGCAGGUAUCCAUCUUUCUCCAAAAACUAGAGGCCGUUUUGUUUCACUUGCAUCAGAGAUUGAUGUUCUGGGACGACGCUUCGUGACGGGUGCAGGUGCAAACGAGAGUGUGAUGAAGUUCGAUCCGAAAGAAUUAUAUGGGCUGAAUCCUGACUGGGCUCGAGAGUACAUGUCACGGGAUAAGACAUCCAUCACAAUACCAGCAAGGAGCACGGUUGCGCAGUUGGCUCUGCAAACUGUACACAGUGGUGAUGUGCGCAAAAAGAUCUACGAAGCUAUGAAUGCGGGCACAGCGAAACAGGUGGAUACUCUGGAGAGUAUGCUGCGAUCUCGGGCCGAACUCGCAAGGUUGACCGGUCAUGAAGAUUACGCAACGAUGCAACUGCAGGAUAAGAUGGCUAGUAGGCCAGCUUCAGUAUUGGAAUUCUUGGAAUCGUUGGCUGCUUCAAACCUCCCUCUCGCCCAGAAGGAACAGGGCAUUUUGGAGAAGCUGAAGCAGGAGCAAUUGCAGUUGCAGGUGCCCUCUGGAUUGAAGGCAUGGGAUCGGGAUUAUUACGCCGUCAGAUAUCAUCAACAGCAGAGUCGGUCGGCAGCAUCAUUGUACGGUUUGAGGGAUUAUUUCUCUGUUGGAACAGUGAUUCAAGGGUUGUCGCGGCUCUUUACUCAGUUGUACGGUAUCCGCUUCGUCCCGCGAGAAACUCAGCAAGGCGAAACUUGGCAUGAAGAUGUGCGAAGACUGGAUGUUGUUUGUGAGAAGGCAGGACAUGUUGGUUUGAUAUAUUGUGAUUUGUUUGCUAGAAAAGGGAAAACGAAGAACCCGGCACACUACACUGUCAGAUGUUCAAGACGCAUUGACGAUGAUACUCCGGUUGAAGGGGAGAUUCCGGAAUAUACUGGGAUGGCUACGAUGAAAGAUCCAGUUACCGGUCAGAUAUAUCAGCUGCCGACAAUUGCGCUGCUAUGCGCCUUUGAGAGUGAUGGGAGACCCGGCCCAACCCUGUUGCAUUUCAAUGAUGUGAAAACGCUAUUCCAUGAAAUGGGCCAUGCGAUGCAUACAAUGCUUGGGCGGACCAGCUUCCAAAGCGUUUGCGGUACACGAUGUGCUACAGAUUUUGUCGAGUUGCCCAGUGUUCUAAUGGAGCACUUUGUCAGCGCACCCGAGGUCUUGAAGCUUUGUGCUAGACAUUACAAAACGGAUGCGCCUGCACCGCCCAAACUCAUUGAAGCCCAAAACAAGAUGGAGAAGCUUUUGGCAGCCAGUGAAUCACAGAUCCAGAUUGUGAUGUCACUGUUGGAUCAGCACCUCCAUUCCUCUAUCCCACUCCAGAGCGGAUUUGACUCAACGGCUGUCUUGCACGGCCUUGAAAAGCAAUGGGGACUUUACCCACCUGUUCCCGGUACGAGAUGGCAGACACAAAUGUCGCAUCUAGCGCAUUAUGGAGGCACGUAUUACUCGUAUAUCUUUGACCGUGCUAUUGCGUCCAAGGUUUGGAAGAACGUUUUUGCCAGCAACCCAGUGGACAGGAGUGCUGGCGAGAAGUUCCGAGAUGAAGUGCUGAAGUGGGGUGGCGGACGUAAUCCAUGGACAUGCAUUGAGGGAGUGUUGGGUGCAGAAGGGGAGGGUCUAGGAAAGGGUGAUAGCACGGCAAUGGAGAAAGUCGGUAGCUGGGGUAUUGAACUCGAUUAG